AUGGAUAACACAGCGAAAGCAAAUAAGAAGGAUAUUCAAUAUGGGCCACACAAAGAAGUCAAAUUGCCUACCAGUGAAGCACUUCUCGACUACCACUGUCAAAUAAAGGAAAAUGCAGUAGAACGAUUUAUGGCUCAAAUAAGAAGUCUUAGAGAAAAGAAUCAAAAGUAUCAAGAAAGAAACAAACACUUGAAGGACGAACAGACUUGGCACAUACGGAACCUACUAAAGGAGCUGAGUGAAGAGAAGUCAGACGGGUUACCAGUUGUAACAAGAGAAGAUGUUGAAAACGCAAUGAAGGAGAAAUGGAAGUUUGAAAGAGAUCAGGAGGAAAACUUGAAAGAUAUGCGCAUGCAAAUAAGUAAUGCUGAGAAACUAUUUCUUGAGAAACUCAGUGAAAAGGAAUACUGGGAAGAAUACAAGAAUGUAGGCAGUGAACACCAUGCUAAACUCAUUACCUCCUUGCAGAAUGACAUCAGUAGAGUUAAAGAAAAUGCAGAGAAAAUGUCAGAACACUAUAAAGUCACUCUGGAAGAUGCUAGAAAGAAAAUAAUCAGAGAAACUUUGUUGCAACUGGAUCAAAAGAAGGAAUGGGCCACACAGAAUGCCAUACGGUUCAUUGACAAGGGCAGCUACCGAGAGAUCUGGGAGAAUGACUGGCUGAAAAAGGAGAUUGCAAACCACAAGAAGGAAGUUGAAAAAUUGGAAAACAUUAUUCAUGAACUGGAAGAAGAAAAUUUGGUGCUUAUUGAUCAACUAUUCAACUGUAGACUUGUGGAUCUCAAAAUACCCAGGCAACUGUAUCUGACUCAAGCUGCUGGACUGAAAGCUCCACCUAAAGCGCCUUUGGAGUUGCCAGAAAUAUAUGUUGUAUUCAUCCCAAAACUGCAACCUGCAGAAGUAAAAGGUAGAGACCUCAUGAGUUCAUCAGCAGAGGACAGUGCUUUGUAUCUCAGUCAUGAGGAUGGUAUCAGAUAUGCCAAGCAACUGCAGACAGAUGAAGAAAACAGCUCAUGUAUAGAGUUUGGGCCCUCUGAUAUUAAAUACUUACUAUAUGAGGAUGAGAAGGAUUUCAAGGAUUAUGUAAACCUGGGUCCCCUGCAAGUGAAGCUCAUGAGUGUGGAGAGCCAGAAAAUGCCCAUUCAUUUUCAAGAGAAAGAAAUUCCAGUCAAAUGUUAUGAAGAUGUCAGGAGCCCAGAAAGCCGCAUCACAUAUAAAAUGAUGAAGUCUUUUCUCUAAGACCAAACACUGCAAAGCAAAAAUAACUUUUUCUUAUAAAUUUUCAUUGGGAACUUAAGUGUAUUACUUGCCCAUUUUAUUUACACUUUGGUCCAUUUUUAAACUGGUUGUUAUUUCUAAAGGUCAUGAUGACAUUUAAAAUCCAAGUUCUAAGUAUUCAGCUGUUCAUUUAUCUGCAUGACAAAAAUGAGAGUACACUUUAUAUUUCCAUAUCCAAGUAUACAGAAAAAUGAUAAUGGGCCCAAGAUGGUUUCUGAGUUUCCUUACCACUUAAAGUCUGCUGCUUCAUCUAGCAUUCCAAAAAGAAACAGUUCAGUUAGGAGUUUUCUAAGACAAAUUCUGAGACUUGUAUAGCACUGACUACACAGCUUUGCCUCUGAGAGUGCUGAAUGAUAGCCAGGCCACAAUUCAAGCCUAUUCUUCUUUAAUCUAACACUAUAAUAAAUAUAAAAUGCUUUAGAAACAAAU
This is a messenger RNA of Enhydra lutris kenyoni (northern sea otter), 1707 nucleotides long. RefSeq names its product coiled-coil domain containing 83. The coding region runs from base 1 to 1239 and encodes 412 amino acids. Lineage: Eukaryota; Metazoa; Chordata; Mammalia; Carnivora; Mustelidae. The transcript is spliced from 10 exons. The record is from RefSeq and is a predicted model, not a curated record.